Molecule: messenger RNA, 1771 nt
Organism: Morus notabilis
Lineage: Eukaryota; Viridiplantae; Streptophyta; Magnoliopsida; Rosales; Moraceae
Product: flowering locus K homology domain
Exons: 7
Coding region: 167-1582 (471 amino acids)
Biological process (GO): regulation of gene expression
Cellular component (GO): cytoplasm; nucleus
Molecular function (GO): mRNA binding
Source: RefSeq, a predicted model, not a curated record
GUCAAUUUACCCCGACAUCUCUCUCUCUCUCUAAGCCCAUUUUGGAACCCUAGAACUAGAAGAACCUCUUCUUCUUCUUCUUCUAUUCGUAGCUUAGCAACCUUCAUUUCCAGAUUCUUCGGUUUUUGUUCUGUUCUCUUCGUCACUCUGUGCAGUUUGAUUAUUUAUGGCCGAAGUUGAGGAACAAAACUUUGGUGAACAAGACGUCGUAGAUAAUGUACCUGAAAACUCGGAAGUGCCCGAGAACGUAGAAGUCCCUGAGCCAGAGGAGCCGCAACCUGAACAAAAACAAGAACAAUAUGAGGAACCGGUGGUUGGUGGAGGUGAGCCAGUUGGUGCAGCUGAGAAGAAGUGGCCCGGAUGGCCUGGGGAGAGCGUUUUUCGUAUGCUAGUUCCGGCACAAAAAGUUGGCAGCAUAAUUGGACGCAAAGGGGAGUUUAUCAAGAAGAUAGUUGAGGAGACGAGAGCUCGCAUUAAGAUUCUUGAUGGUCCUCCUGGGACAGCUGAAAGAGCUGUAAUGGUAUCUGCCAAAGAAGAGCCCGACUCUUCCCUUCCUCCUGCUAUGGACGGUCUUUUGAGGGUUCACAAACGUAUUGUUGAUGGCUUGGAUGGUGAUUCUUCUCAUGCUCCACCACCCGCGGGAGCAAAAGUGUCAACAAGGCUGCUUGUUGCAGCUUCACAGGCAGGAAGCUUAAUUGGAAAACAGGGAGGAACUGUUAAGUCCAUCCAAGAAUCCUCUAAUUGUAUAGUUCGAGUACUCGGAUCAGAAGACCUACCAAUUUUUGCUCUUCAAGACGAUAGGGUUGUUGAAGUUGUUGGUGAACCAGCUGGUGUGCACAAAGCAGUUGAACUCAUUGCCUCCCAUCUUAGGAAAUUUUUGGUUGACCGCAGUAUAAUUCCGGUUUUUGAGAUGCAUAUGCAAAUGGCGAAUCCCCAGAUGGACCACAUGCCACCACCUCAGUCAUGGGGUCCACCUCAAGGAGUUCCGCCAAAUGCUGGUGGAGGCCCUGGAUUCGGACAUAAUCCUCAAUACAUGCCACCACCUCCAAGACAAAUGGACAGUUAUUAUCCUCCGGCAGACUUGCCACCACCCAUUGAUAAACAGCCUCAUCAUGGUAUAUUAGCAUAUGGGAGGGAGGCUCCUAUGGGUGUCCAUGCACCGGCUAAUGCACAAGGAGCACCGUCAAUGGUUACGCAGAUCACACAGCAAAUGCAGAUUCCACUAUCUUAUGCUGAUGCUGUUAUAGGAACUUCUGGUUCAAGCAUAAGCUACAUUAGACGUGCUAGCGGUGCCACCGUUACAAUACAGGAGACUAGGGGUAAUCCCACAGAAAUGACAGUUGAAAUUAGUGGAAGUGCUUCUCAGGUCCAAACAGCUCAGCAACUGAUACAGAAUUUCAUUGCUGAUGCUGCUGGUGGCGGUGGAUCAGUACAAACCCAACCUGCUGCUCCAACAGACCAAGGCUAUAAUUCUUAUGCAGCUCACGGUUCCGUGUAUGCAUCGCCUCCAAACAAUGCAGGGCACGCAGGGCAUACUGCAGGGGGCUAUGGCUCAGUUUAUGGAACAAACUAUGGAUACUAAGUAGGGCAUGCCGGUUUGUUUUGCUAUUGUUGAAAACAUAAAGUAGCAUUAUUGUGAACUUGGCCGAAUAGUUCUUUUUGUUCUCUCUUUCUCUGUGACAGUUGUAAUUCUUGUUUUUGACUUCAUUUCAAAUCUUAUAAAUGUUAGAUUUUAUCGUACCCGUUAGGCUAACGAUAGAAUUUGAUCUAA